Molecule: messenger RNA, 351 nt
Organism: Schistocerca cancellata (South American locust)
Lineage: Eukaryota; Metazoa; Arthropoda; Insecta; Orthoptera; Acrididae
Exons: 2
Coding region: 1-351 (116 amino acids)
Biological process (GO): regulation of synaptic transmission, cholinergic; positive regulation of voltage-gated potassium channel activity; sleep
Source: RefSeq, a predicted model, not a curated record
AUGCAGUGCUACCAGUGUCGCUCGGACCGCGACGAGGGCUGCUACGAAGCGCCCGUCGACGACAAUUACCUGCUGAGCUGUCCAGACAACGACACGGGCGGCUCGCCCUUCUGCCGCAAGAUACACCAGAUACUGUAUUUCACGAAGAAUAAUGACGAGGCGUACGUGCGGGAGUGCGGCUACCUGCGGCACCCCGAGAAGGAGGCGUGCUUCCUGUCCCGGUUCCCACACACGGGCUACCAGCUCACCUGCGAGUGUGUCAACGAUGCCUGCAACCGUGCCGAGGUUUGCAACCUGCCGACAUUUGCCGCAGCCGCGACAAUCACCGUCGUCAUCGCCAUAGCCAUCUAG